CACUGAUGCUCAGGCAAACUGGGAUUAACAGAGAUCGCACAGGAAUACGAAGCGUGUUUAACAUCGCGCCUCGUUUUUAUAUUUUGGAACAAUAAAGAAGUUUUCUCGGCUGGUGAAGACACACGGCGUCAGCGAAAAUGAGUACCGAAGUGGACAUGAAAGACGUGGAGCUGAACGAAGUGGAGCAGGAGAAACAGCCGAUGACUGCCGGAGACGCAGGGAACGGAGAUGCCAGCUCCCCGACCAGCACGGAAAAAAACGGCGCUGUGAAGGUUAAGAUGGCAGAUGAAACGGAGACCAAAUUCACCGGGCUGUCAAAAGACGAGCUCCUCAAAGUUGCGGGAACCCCAGCGUGGGUGCGUACCCGCUGGGCCCUGCUCAUCCUCUUCUGGCUGGGUUGGUUCGGGAUGCUGGCCGGGGCCAUCGGGAUCAUCAUCCAGGCUCCUCGCUGCAAACCUCUGCCGGAGAUGAACUGGUGGAAUCAAGGGGCUCUGUACGAGAUUGGAGAUGUGCAGGCCUUCUCUGAGAACCUUGACGGGCUGAAGCAGAAGAUCGACGCGCUCGCUCAGCUGAAGGUGAAGGGUCUGUUGGUGGGCCCCAUCCACAAAUCCACAAACGACGUGAACGAGCUGGACCUCAACACGGUCUCCGUAGCGGGCUCCCUGACCCAGUUUGAAGCGCUGCUCGACGCAGCACACAAGAAGAGCAUCAAUGUGGUCCUGGACUUGACUCCCAACUACCUGGGAGAGCAGCCCUGGUUUGACGAUAUGAUGACCGUCGCUAACAAACUGAAGGUGGCUCUGGUGCACUGGCAGAAGCUGAAGGUGGACGGCUUCAAGUUCUCCGGGAUUGAGCGCGUUAUUGCAGUUCAACCUGCUGUCUGGGAGGAGCUGCGCGCUCAAGUCCAGAACGGCACGGAUGAGAAGAAGGGGGUCCUGAUCGGGGUGACGGAGAAGAGCUCACCCGAGGAGGUGGGCGCGCUGCUCAACAGCUCUGGCGUGGACCUGCUGCUGUCGGGCGUCCUGCGCGCCAGCGGCCGGAGUGGCAUCCAGGUGGCGGGCGCCGCAGAGCAGCUGCUCGGCGCGCAGAACCAGACCAAGCUGGCGUGGAACGUGGGCGAGCGGAAGCAGGGCCACCUGGCCUCGCUGGUGGGGGGGGAGCUGGUGAAGCUGAACCAGAUGCUGCUGCUCACCAUGCCCGGCACGCCCGUCUUCAACUACGGCGACGAGAUCGGCCUGGAGGACCAGGUUGCCAACAAGUUUCCACAGAUGAUCUGGGACAAACCUGAAGAUGCUGAAACUCUGAAUGGAACCGCAAAGGAGGAGCUGGAUGAGCGUGUGGCGCUGCGGAGCUACUUCAAGUCUCUGAGUGAGCUGCGCUCCAAGGAGCGCUCCCUGCUGCACGGGGACUUCGUGGCGCUGCACAGCUCCAACUCCUCGCUGGCGUACCUGCGCAGCUGGGACCAGAGUCAGCGCUACGUGGCCGCCUUCAACUGGGGGCCCGACGCCGUCACCCUGAGCCUGGCGCACGACCAGCUCCCCGCGCAGGCCACCGUGGAGGUGAGCACGGACCCCGAGCAGCUGGCGCCCAAGAGCCCCGUGGACCUGAAGGCCCUGGUGCUCGGCGCCAACCAGGCCGUCCUGCUGCAGUUCCCUUACACGGGAUAGGGUUCUAACUGACGCAGAACCGGUCCCCACCCCCCCCCCCCCCCCCCCCCCCCGACACGGGCUAGAAUUUUUAACUGACGCAGAACCAGUUUUAGAGCCACUCUAUUUAGAGUCAUCGAUGUGUUUUCUUUUUUUAUAUUUAAAAUCCCAUGCAGUACUUUUUAUUGUGUUUUAUUUGUUGUGGGCAUUCUGUUACGAUUUUUACAAUUGGUUUUUAUGUUACUUUUUUUUUUUUUUUAAAUGAAAAAGAUGCUCGGUGCACUGAACACACACUGUAAGGUCAAGUUUUUUUCUUUUCAGUGGUUCCGAUCACGCUCAAAGGAAAUGACAUCUAAACCUACACACUACUUUCAAAGCCCCAGUGCAACAUUGGUACCUCAAACGCUGCAUGCAUCCAGAUCACAAACUAUUCAACGUAUUGCUCAUAGUUGUGUACAUUCCAUUCCAUAGAUUUACUGCACUUGGGGAUUUUUAUGUGAUAGUGCCACUGAUGUGAUGCAAAGUGAUGUCUGGUGUAUUGUAUGCCCCCUUCCCCACAUCCACACCCUAGUAUGCAGUGUAAAAGUGAUGCCAGUGAAGUAGGAUAUAUGUGGUCUAAUGCAAUCCUGUUGUCCUCUCUGUUAAAAAAAGAACAGAGCAUGAAAUGUCAUGGAGAAAAUAAACUAAAUUAAGCAAGUCUUAAA
Molecule: messenger RNA, 2350 nt
Organism: Sardina pilchardus (European sardine)
Lineage: Eukaryota; Metazoa; Chordata; Actinopteri; Clupeiformes; Clupeidae
Gene: slc3a2b
Product: solute carrier family 3 member 2b
Exons: 10
Coding region: 138-1667 (509 amino acids)
Biological process (GO): L-leucine import across plasma membrane; carbohydrate metabolic process; L-alanine import across plasma membrane
Cellular component (GO): apical plasma membrane; basolateral plasma membrane
Molecular function (GO): L-alanine transmembrane transporter activity; aromatic amino acid transmembrane transporter activity; L-leucine transmembrane transporter activity
Source: RefSeq, a predicted model, not a curated record